Molecule: messenger RNA, 1503 nt
Organism: Ectocarpus siliculosus
Lineage: Eukaryota; Phaeophyceae; Ectocarpales; Ectocarpaceae
Source: the annotation of a GenBank genome assembly
AUGGGCGCGGUGGCGGGGGCAGAGGCGGCAACAAACCGGCCUGCGCUGCUGGUGACAAUCGGUCCGCAGUGCGCCGGGAAGACUAGCCUGCUGAGGGCGCUGGCGGCGAAGAGUGAGGUGUACCACAAGAUCCCCACGGCUCUCUUGCUAGGCGGCUGCGCCCGGGGUAGCCCGGAAGAUUUACUGCUGGCGCAGCGCCCCCUGAGCGAUCGCCUCGGCGACCCCGGUUGCGUGGAAACCCGACUGGUGACCUUUCGGCUUGAGGGGCACAUCUCUGCAGAGGAGUUUGCGGGCCGGCUGGGGGAGUGCAGGGGUCAGGCGUCGCCGGCAGCCAUCGCGGCUCUCUGCAGGGCCGUAGAGAGCGCGGUGUCGGACAACGUGAGGAUUUCCACCCCCACCGUAGACGUUUUCGUGAGGGAAAACCUCUUCCCUGACGCCAUCUCGUCCAGCCAGGAGAGGUUGGCGGCCGCUGCGACGGACGAGGACGGGCUAGUGGCGUGGGGGAACACCAAUACCCAGGCGAGGGACUACCGGGGAGCGCUAGAGCAAGCAGAGCGGACCGGACGGCCGGUUCGGUUCCUGCGGUGGGGCCACGAGCUGCCCUUCUUGAGCCUGGAGGAACUGAGUCGGCGCAACGUGUGCCGUUUCGCGUAUACAGGAAGGUACGUCGAAACGGCGGCCAUCGAGAACGCCCUCGCUCGAGUCGACAAGCUCUACGCCUCCACCGCUGGGGGAGACCCAGCGAGGCUAGCCCUUGCGGCCGGUUUCCAGAUGGAUGCCUCCGGCGGGGUUCACUCCCAAUCAUCCCCCCCCCGACGCAGGCACGACAGCCCAAGAUCUCGUGCCGGCCGCGGCAACGGCAGUUGGGAGAGGAAUACGCGGCGACGCGUGGGUGGCGGGGGAACAGCAGACACGAGCGCGUACAGCGGCGGCGGUAUCGGGGGCUCGGAAGGUGUCGUGCGUGGGAGGGACGGGGCGUGGGACAACAGAGGAGGCAGCGGGACGUGGUUCCAUGACGAAGCGAGUCGGCGAACCACGCGGCGGGAAGCUACCUCGCACGGCGUACCGCCGCCGCCACCGAUGGCACAACCGACACCGGCCGCCGGGCCUGACCGGUUCACAAUCGAAGGCGCGGAUCGUCGGCGCUACGAAGACACCGGCGCUCCUCUGGGGCUAGCGCAGGAAUGGACCCCUCGGGGAGGCACCGGCGCGGGGGGAAGCAGCCGACGUCGGGACCACUCCGACACGGGGUGGGGGGUAGGGGGCCCCGCGGGCGUGCCCCCGACGGUGAUGUUCGGGAACGAGUGGGGAAGGAAGCGGGAGUGGCGACGGACCGGCUACACUGACGAUGACAUCGACCCGGGGAUGGGGUCGUGCUUCUUCAGGACCCCGGCGAACUCCACCGGGGUGCUCAGGCGCAGCGACCUUGGGGAAGGGAUGGGGGCGGACCUGGAGGAGAUGGAGCUCGUGCGGCGGAUCAAGAGUUUCCGGCAGCGACGAUGA